This is a messenger RNA of Penicillium olsonii, 1602 nucleotides long. NCBI's taxonomy places the organism in Eukaryota, Fungi, Ascomycota, Eurotiomycetes, Eurotiales, Aspergillaceae. The record is from the annotation of a GenBank genome assembly.
AUGGAGAAGCCUAGCACCGACCUUGUCGAGCAUGCAGGUGCAAAGACAGAGGAACAGCAGCUCAGUCACAUUGCCAACCAAGAUGAUCGCGAGUUAGGCAAGUGGCAAAGUAUGAAGAAAUACCCAUGGAUCUUUGCAUGGUGCGUCUAUGCCGUCUGGUGUGUCCUCCUCGUGAGCUUUGAAAACCAAGCUUCGGGCAAUGUGACUGGUAUUCCCCAAUUCCGCGAAGACUUUGGACACUUUUACGACGGCAACUGGGUGCUCGAGGCGAAAUGGCAAUCUGCCUUUAGUGGCGGACCUGUCGCAUCGGCCGUCGUGGGUGCACUGUGUUCCGGUCAGAUCGCCGAUACCAUUGGGCGGAAAAUGACCAUGGGCAUCUCCCUGCUCAUCACCGUUGCUGCGGUCACAUUGGAGUUUGUUUCGACGACGAAUGAAAUGUUCUUUGGUGGAAAGUUCCUCAAUGGCUUCGCCCUCGGCGCCUUGGCUUCUGUCCCGAUCACAUACGUGGGAGAGAUCUCUCCUCUUGCCCUCCGUGGAACCCUCACCUGCCUGACUGCACUCGCCUAUUGUAUCGGCCCUUUGGUCGUCGCCCUCAUUACCAACACGACGGGAACAUACACAAACCGCUGGGCCUACCGCGCCGUCUUCGUAGCACAAUAUGGCUAUGCCGGAGUUGCACUUGCAUUCAUUGCAUUCAUGCCCGAAUCCCCUUGGUGGCUGAUGUCCAAGAACCGGGAUGAAAAGGCCCUAGAGAGUCUCCGCAAACUAGGAUACAAUGAAGAAGAGCGAGUCAAGAAGUUGGCUUUGAUUAAGGUUACUCUCGAUGAAAUUCGACAGGAAACCGAGGGCGUCACCUACUUGGAAUGUUUCCGUCGGUCCAAUCUUCGUCGCACGGUCAUUUCCAUUGUUCCGCUGAGCAUUCAGGCAUUAUCGGGUGUCGCGUUUAUGGCCGGGUAUUCGACUUACUAUAUCCAACUCGCUGGAUACAGUACGGAGAUGAGCUUCCGGUUGCAAAUUGCGCAGCAGGUUCUGUCGCUCGUGGGAAAUGUCACGUCGUAUUUUCUAAUCGAUCGAUUGGGUCGUCGGAAUCUGAUGAUCUACGGACUAGGCGUGCUCACUAUCAUUCUCAUGCUGACUGGUGGUCUGGCAGUCCUUGGAUCUGACACCUCAAACCCGAGCUCUGGCGGUGCAAUCAAGGGUACUGUUGCUUUGAUCCUUGUCUAUUGUUGGUGGUACAAUACGACCAUCGGAUCGGCGGGAUAUACUAUUUUGGCUGAGGUGUCGACGUCUAGGCUGCGAAUCAAGACCAUUGCUAUUGGCUUGGCUUUGCAGAACGCACUUUAUACCAUGUGGUCUUUCGUUUUGCCCUAUUUGUUCAAUCCUGAUCAGGCGAACCUCGGCGCGAAGGUGUCAUUCAUCUUUGGCGGUUUGGCUACACUGUCUCUGGUGUAUCUGUGGUUCUAUCAGCCAGAGACUGCUGCCAGAACGUAUGCCGAGCUCGAUGAGAUGUUUAUCAAGAAGGUUCCAGCCAGGAAAUUUAAGAGGUACCAGACUGAUGCCCAGGCCAUGGGUCUUGCCAUGAAGCAGGAGGGAAGUGUUUAG